UAAUUGAUGAAAAAAUACAUUUAUAUUUUAAUUCAAUUCCUUCACACGUUUAUUGCCAUCAAUCAAAAUUUACUUCACGCAAUAUGAAUAAUUCUGGCAGCUCUUCUUUACCAAAUAAUACUUCAGUGAUUCAUACGUCUCUACAACAUGAAGAUGAAUUGCCCAAAAAUGCCAUAACAGCGACUAAAAAAAUAUCAGAAUACGAACAAAUGUAUUUAAUCUCAACGGAUGAAUCAUUUAAAGAAACAUUGGUAUCAAAUAUGGUUAAUAAAAAAAAAAUAGUUAAUGAACAAGAAACGCGAUUAAAAAAGCUCAAAAGACAUGCCCAAGCCCAAGCAAGGCUCAAAGACAAAAAAGCAAAAAUGCUUGAAAAGG
Dentiscutata erythropus is the source of this 375-nucleotide messenger RNA. The record is from the annotation of a GenBank genome assembly. NCBI's taxonomy places the organism in Eukaryota, Fungi, Glomeromycota, Glomeromycetes, Diversisporales, Gigasporaceae.